This is a messenger RNA of Paramacrobiotus metropolitanus, 2626 nucleotides long. Its product is annotated as pre-mRNA-processing factor 17-like. The transcript is spliced from 13 exons. The record is from RefSeq and is a predicted model, not a curated record. Lineage: Eukaryota; Metazoa; Tardigrada; Eutardigrada; Parachela; Macrobiotidae. Gene Ontology annotation, molecular function: mRNA binding; protein binding. Gene Ontology annotation, cellular component: catalytic step 2 spliceosome. Gene Ontology annotation, biological process: mRNA splicing, via spliceosome. Bases 693 to 2378 code for a protein of 561 amino acids.
UAUAAGGUUAUAACAUACUGAAUCGUCGUACUGAUUAGUUUGCGUCAAACUUGCCAAAGAAAUAACUUUUGAUUUUUGAAUGCCAUAAUCUAUCUGUAGAACAGCAACAAUUAAUUAUUGGUCCCAGACCACCCCCUUUGGCCCUUUCCCAAUAUUAUGUACCUUUCAACCAUAAGGUGUAUAAAUUCAGAUUUAUAUAGCCAAGGUAACCGACCACCUUGGUGGUAAGUGUGUCAUACAUCGAAUCUUAAGUGGUCCGCCGUGGCAAUGCGAGAAACGAAACCUAAUCACAAUCCGUCCCGAAGUAAAAAAGCAAAACACUACUAUAUACAACGAACUCUUUCGAGUUUUUACGUUUUAGUUUUUUCGGUUUUCGGUUCUUGUAAUUAGUCAUUACGCAGGAGCCAGUACGCAUUAUUUUUCCGAAGUUUUGGCCAUUCCUGGUUUUUAAUAAGAACUCCAGUAGUUGUUUUUUUAAAAGUUUAUAUCUGGCAUUUAUAGCGUUCGUUUUGCGCUUUUGAACGUUUGCUGCUUCCUCAAUCUUUGUGCGUUUGAGUCUGUGGAACUCAUAUUAUUAUGCGCUUUUGAGCUUUUGGGAAGUUGAAUGGCGUUUCCGUUAUCGGAUUUUUCUCCCCUUUGAAAUCUUAACCGGGCGUUACUUUUUUCUUGGAGUCUCUGUUGAUAUCGCCAGAAUGUCUGCGCUUCGGGCUCUUCACAUGUACGACGACGAUGAAACCGAAGGAAGCUCCUCAGCAGAACAAUCUUCUUCGUUUGCUGCACCUUCCAAAGUCUUGUCUCUUACAGUGGAAUCUGCUCCGAUCGUCAAAUACAAGAACGAAGGAAAAUCAUCUACUAUUGUCCGCUCGCAAACCAAGGAGCUGCAGUAUAACGCCAAAUUUGACGAUGUUUAUGCGCCUAAUAUUGGACCAGAAAAUCCAUUCUUGUCUGCGCAACAAAAAGCCCCUAAAAAUACAUUAACAGGCUUUGUUGAACCUGCUGUUGUCAGUGGUUUUCAGUUUGAAAUGCAGCGGCGGAGUUUCGCUCAGUUGGGUUAUGCGCUGGAUCCCAGUUUAAGCGACGGGACAAAAAUAAUCGGCAAUGUGGGAGAAGCUGAAAGGCGAAAAGGAGCCACGAUAAUCGAUGUGGAAAAAACUAAGUUAACACGAAAACGAGCCAGAAAUGACAAUGCCGAAGAUCUGGAUAAUUUCCAAGGGCCGUGGGCUGGUUUUGAAGACGAAACAACCACGUCUAAACCCUCUGCCGAAGACAUGGAAGAAAUUCAGGAAUUCCUCGCCAAGAAGAAACGUCGUCAGCGCACACACGAAGAGAAACCACUCGAGGAAACAUCGCAGCUACAUAUUAAGAAUGCUUACGACUAUAUGGGCCGUUCCUUCCUCCAUAUUCCGCAAGAUGUUGGUGUUAAUUUAAGAUCCGAGGAAGCUCCGGAUAAGUGCUACAUUCCGAAAAAUCUCCUUCACACAUGGGCGGGCCACAAUCGCGGUGUUGCUGCCAUCCGGUGGUUUCCGAAAUCGGGACACUUGUUGCUUUCUGCAGGAAUGGAUACGAAAGUUAAAUUAUGGCAAGUUUACGGUGACCGUGAAUGUGUCCGUUCCUACGUCGGACAUCGCCAAGCUGUGCGUGACGUAAAUUUCAACAAUACCGGGACACAGUUCCUCUCCUCGGCUUAUGACAGAUGGAUAAAAUUAUGGGAUACGGAAAAAGGCGAUUGCAUUGGGCGAUUUCAGUCUCCGGCGAAGAAAACAGCGUAUUGUGUAAAAUUUCAUCCCGACGAAGACAAACAACACUUGUUCGUGUGUGGAAUGCAGGACAAGAAAAUCUUAUGCUGGGACACUCGAUCUGGAGAAAUGGUGCAGGAAUAUGAUCGUCAUCUGGGAGCAGUUAACACCAUAACAUUCAUCGACGAUAACCGGAGGUUCAUUAGCACAUCCGACGACAAAAGUGUCCGGGUCUGGGAAUGGGAUAUCCCUGUGGACAUGAAGUAUAUUGCCGAUCCAGGAAUGCAUUCGAUGCCCGCUGUUACUCAGGCACCUAAUGGGAAGUGGUGUGCUAUGCAGGCCAUGGAUAAUAAAUUGAUGAUAUUUUCCUGCCUUAAUCGAUACAAAUUUAACCGCAAGAAAACUUUUGGAGGACAUAUGGUUGCCGGUUAUGCUUGCCAGCCUGACUUCUCACCGGAUAUGAGUUACAUAUUAUCGGGUGACGCUAAUGGAAAUAUUUGGAUCUGGGACUGGAAGACCACUAGAAUAUUAUCCAAAUGGAAGGGCCACGAAAAAUGCUGUAUAUCCGUACUCUGGCAUCCUCAUGAAACAUCCAAAAUAGUCAGUUGUGGAUGGGAUGGUGCCAUUAAAUUGUGGGACUGAGGUAUCUCUCUCCUGUAAUAUUAUAGAAGCAUUUCUCAGAUCGUUAGUUAUUCUUAUUUUCUUAUUACAACCUGUAAAAUUGUCUACUUCAGCUGCGCUUAUUGUUGUAUGCUGGUUUGAUGUAACUGCCCGUAGCGUGUGCAAAUUUAUGGUUGGCCACAACUGGCACUGUAUUGCAGACCACAGUUGUGCAGUUACUUUUGAAUGGUAACUGAUACUUGUUUCGGACAAAAAAGAAAACUGAUAAG